AUGCGCACCCUCUACCUCGUUCUCCUCUCCCUCCUCACCCUCGCCUCCCCCAUAGCCGCUCAAUUCGGCUCCUUCUUCGACCAAAUGUUCGGCGGCCACGGUCAUCAACAAACACAGCAGCAGCAGCAGCACCAAGGCCACGGCCACCAACAGCAACCCAACGUGCCCAGCGACCCGUCCAUCUACCAGGCGAAUUACCAGCGGGCGCAUUGCGACAAGUAUUUGUGUCCUGAUACUUUGGCAUGCGUUCACUACCCACAUCACUGCCCUUGCCCGUGGCCGUUGCACGAAGACAAGGCCGAGUUAGCCGAAGGUCAACGGAUCUGUGUCUCCAAGGGAGGCUUCAAGGCCGGAGAGGCGGCGAGGAAGAUAGAAUUGGCUAGGAAGGGGAUGCUCUGA
Messenger RNA from Neurospora hispaniola, 399 nucleotides. RefSeq lists its product as uncharacterized. The record is from RefSeq and is a predicted model, not a curated record. NCBI's taxonomy places the organism in Eukaryota, Fungi, Ascomycota, Sordariomycetes, Sordariales, Sordariaceae. Bases 1 to 399 code for a protein of 132 amino acids. The transcript has 2 exons.